Pseudoliparis swirei is the source of this 2893-nucleotide messenger RNA. RefSeq names its product deubiquitinase DESI2. Gene Ontology annotation, molecular function: deubiquitinase activity. NCBI's taxonomy places the organism in Eukaryota, Metazoa, Chordata, Actinopteri, Perciformes, Liparidae. The transcript has 5 exons. Gene Ontology annotation, biological process: protein deubiquitination. The coding region runs from base 756 to 1343 and encodes 195 amino acids. The record is from RefSeq and is a predicted model, not a curated record.
GAGGCAUGCCGCGGAGGUUCGUCCCCUCCUCGCGACGAAGAAGAGGCUGCUGGAUGCGGACGGUCCGCGGGAGCAGCACCGGCCGGGGAUGCUGCUGCUGAACUUGACCCCCCUCCUCCUCCACCUCCUCCUCCUCUUCCUCCUGCUCCGGUCUCCACAUCAACUGUAGUUCACCGCCAUGGCGAAGGAGUCCUCUCCCGCAGCUACACCGACAUCCACCGGGUGAACGAUGUCCCGCUCCCCGUCUCCAUCGUCGACGUCGGUCCGCCCUAGCUGUCGCCUUCCCGCCCGUGGCGACGGGAGGGCGCCCGCCUCGCGCCGCAACACUCGCAGGCCCCUUCGUGUCCGUCGUGGAUCAUGUUUGCACCUCUAACGCGGUUUUUUAAAAUCUUCUUUUCUUUUUUUUGUGACAUGACAUUUUGAGCUGUUUGUGGUUGCUUUUUUUAAUCAAUUUUUUAAUUUUUUUAAAGAAACACGUUUCUCAAACACUUUUUCUUACCGGCGUCGGUUCUCCUGACACACGGGUGUUUUUAGGGACCCGGGUAUUUCGACUUUCACGCUUCCGCCCCCCCCCCCCAAAAAAACCGAACAUGCCGUAGUGGCUCCGGUUCUGCCCGCUGCAGUUGUCCGGUUUCUUUCGGGACAUUUUGUCUCGCUUGGGGGGGGAACGAGCAGCCUCCACCCCUCCAGCAGACCGCUGUCCGCGGGGUGACCGUGUGACUUCAGAGGGGUGUGGAGGUCCCGACAGCCAUACGAUGGCCAAUGCACCUGUCAUCCUUAACGUUUACGAUAUGUACUGGAUAAAUGAAUACACUUCCAAUCUGGGUAUUGGAGUCUUCCACUCAGGCAUUGAGAUCUAUGGCAGAGAAUUUGCAUACGGGGGUCACCCGUACCCUUUCAGUGGCAUCUUUGAGAUCACUCCGGGGAACGCCCCCGAACUGGGAGAGACAUUCAAAUUCAAGGAGGCCAUUGUGUUGGGCACCACCGACUUUACAGAGGAGGACAUUGAUAAAAUCAUGGAGGAGCUGGGUAAAGAUUUCAAAGGCAACGCCUACCAUCUAAUGCACAAAAACUGCAACCACUUCUCCUCCUCGCUGUCUGAGUUGCUGUGUGGACAUGAGAUCCCUCGCUGGGUCAACAGACUGGCGUACUUCAGCUCCUGCAUCCCCUUCCUGCAGAGCUGCCUCCCCAAGGAGUGGUUAACCCCGGCCGCCCUGCAGAGCCACAUCAGCCUCGGCCUCCACAAAGAGGAGCACAACGAGUCGAGCGACGACGACCCCCCGUCCCCGUCCGGAGACGCCGCCGCCAGCUCCUCCCACAGCUGUCGCCACACGAGGGUGUGACCUGCCCAACAUCGGCUGACCUCUGGACCACACCCUGCCACCUCUGCUCCGUGACCGUGGCAUGAGUAAGCUUAAACAACCAGCUGACCUCAUCCUGUUUGUCCUCGGAGUGAAGAGGCGGGAAAAGAAGAGUCCCCUCUUCAUGAAAAGAGACUUCCGACCUGCAGAGACCCGGUCCGUCCUGCAGGCAGGAGGACAAACUUUGACUUUGAGCCCUGAAGCUCCACCACAACCACUUGUAGAGCUGAAGUUUGUAGAACAUUGUUAUUCGUCUUUUCCAUGAACUUUUAAAACCUUUGUCAGCCUUGUUCCCUGCCCUGCCUUCAGAGCUGCUUUUGUAGAAUAACUAUAUAGACACCUGAGGCUACUCAUCGUGGCGUUACCAGGAAACUGCUUAUUAGCUCAAUUUCAACAAGUUCUCGUUCAAUAACCUCUAUGUGGCCUUCAGUUGAUAUCGUUGACUCUGCUAUCAUCGUGAGGAACCUCAGUAGUUAACGUUGGCCAUUUUAGAGGGUUAAAAGAGGAUUUGAUUGUUCCUCCAGUUCAGUCUGAACUCGUGAACAAAUAUUGCAUGUUGAAAGACCGGGACUAAACCGUUCUAAUCAUAUCAAGUAUUUCUUCUCCUUUUUUUCCUUUUGUAAAAACGAAUGAAGCUCGUUUUAAUCAAUAAACCGGGCAGUGAGCUGCCAGUGUAACCAGUUGGUGGACAGUUGUAAACAAUCAAGGGCAAAUACUGUUCAGUUUUAAAUGUCGCUGUUUAUGCAGCCCAUGCCGUCACUAUCUGUGAACAUCUCAGAGACACAAAGGAAGUCGAGCUGCUACACCGACAGUUGACUUUGUGAUCCAGUACAAUUUGUGUCCACGCUUUUAUAUACAAAUAAUCUUUAUAUAUAAAAACAGUGCGACACUUCGACACUUCGAGGCAAGGAAAAUGUACAUUUAAACCCAGAGAAGUCCUCUGUGAUACUGGUUUCAUCGCCUUGUUCACCAUUGAACCAAUGUUGAAGAAGCAGCCACGAACAGGGAAAAGCAGAGAAUCAGUAUUCGCCUUUAAGUUACAAAAGUCCUGGAAGAAACAGGUUCUACAUUUUGGGAAAUAUGCUUAUUUGCCUUCUCGCCCGAGAGUUAGAUGAGAAAAUGAAUACCGUUGUCAUGUGGGGUUUGUAAAUAUGAAUCUGCCGCCAGAAGCUGGUUAGCUUAGCUUAGCAUACUUGAAGCAGGGAGAAAUAGAUAGCCUGGUCUUGUUUAAAGACGGAAAAAUCCUUCCACCAGCAGACUGUAAACUCCCCACUGAACGCAUCACAUCUUGUUUGUUUAACCCGAACAAAGCAAACAAAGUUUUUAAAUUAAAAUUUGACAAGUUUUUUUGUGUGUUACCCUGCUAGCUGUUUCCCCUGUUUCAAGACUUUAUAAGAUAACUGAAUGCUACAUGAAACGUCAUAUUUAUCCUACAGACAUGGUGAUAUGGUAACAAAUGUAUUAUCUAACACUGCAAGAAGAUAAGUGUACUUCCCAAAAUAUAAAAUCAUUUUGUGUUUGAUUUAUUUCAA